Pectinophora gossypiella (pink bollworm) is the source of this 3219-nucleotide messenger RNA. RefSeq names its product sorting nexin-29-like. The record is from RefSeq and is a predicted model, not a curated record. The coding region runs from base 327 to 2270 and encodes 647 amino acids. NCBI's taxonomy places the organism in Eukaryota, Metazoa, Arthropoda, Insecta, Lepidoptera, Gelechiidae. Gene Ontology annotation, molecular function: phosphatidylinositol binding. The transcript is spliced from 11 exons.
UUUUUUUACAAUCUUUCCGAAAAUUUCAUGAAAUUUACCGAAAGAAACGCAACGUUUCGGGCAUUUUACAUCUCUACUCGUUUAUGCUCAUUUUUAUGCUCGUUUGCGAUGGGAGUCGCGGGAGUCAAAUUAGGGCCAAAGAAAAAAAGUCUUUCUGUCAGUUUGACGUUAGUAGCUUGUGAAAAUAUUUUGUUCGCAAUACCUAUAAUUCUUUGAUAUAUUUUUUUUACCUAAAUAUCGAUAAGAAAUGGAUAAACGAAUUAAAUAGUAACGAGGAUAUAAAUAAACUAUUCUUUGUAGAAUCCUCUCCGCAGUAAUUUGUAGUCAUGAAUAGUAAAAUUUUGAAUACUAUAGCGUAUGGUUUAGACAGUAGAGAAGAAUUGAGAAAACGAUUAGAAAAUGGUAAACAAGUAUUGCAAGAACUUUUAAUUUGUGUGCAAAAUUGUCAAAACCGAUUUGGAGGGAAGGCUGAGUUGGCUACUGAAGAUGAUAUAAGAAUAGUAAACUUGUGUGAAAAAUGGGAGAAAGCUCUCAGUCAUGGCAUUAGAACAAACUUGUCCAGCUCUGCAAUACAAAGUUUGGUGACAGCGGGGUUAAACUUCACUUUUAACAUCAUCAAUGUUGGUAACUCUCUUUGGAGUUAUACUUGUUUGCAUCUCACCAAGCAUGAAAAGGAAAGGUUUAAAAUUCUUGCAAACAUCAAUACUCCACUCGGGUAUUUCAGAGCGUUCCUGAGAGCUGCUCUCAAUGAAAGGUCUCUAGAAAGGUAUCUACAAAGCUGGGUGGCUCAUGGACUUCUCAUGGAAUAUUAUGAGGAAGGAGCUCUUGUCAGAGAUAAUGAGGCUUCCAACCUUCUUCCAAAUAUGGCUGCAGGCUUAUCAUCUGUUUUGUUUGCCUUAUCAAUUGACAGAGCCGAGCUCAAUGAAUCACAACAAACUAAUCAAAUCAGUAAAGCAGAGCUUGUCAUACCAUUGCCUACACCCAUGAAAUCAACCAACAGUUUGAAAAAGAAACCACUUCGUCAAGUUAUAUCUUUUGACAAAAAUGAAUCAAAAAACCAACAGAAAGAAAUAGAAAAAGUUGUAGGGCCUACAGAUCAGCAAGACAACUCCUCUUGGAACAGUGCUCCAGCUACUUGCCUCAACUCGCCUGAUCCAAAAGUCACGCCACAGAUGGCCUCAGCAAGUGAACCCACAAGUUCUGAAUAUAAAAGCAGUAUAAGACAUUUUUUCCCUGAUGGUGUAAAGGGAAUUGACAGUCCAUCACAAAUCUUAUCCAAAUUGUCUGAAUGUGCUAAAGAAAUAUUUUCAUCAUCUAACAGCAUAGACGUAAAUAAUAUUACCAAAGAUGAUGUGUCAGAUUUAAGUAUAAGUAAUUUAAAAAUUUCUGAAAGUGAUAGUGAAGAAGUGGCCGGCAGCAUUGAUGGUAGUACAUCCUGUUUGGAACUCUGCUUUACAGAGGAUGAAUGUGUACCUGAUGACAAAAAUAUAAAUUCCAUUGUAGAAAUUAGAGAAAAAGAAUUAUUAAAUUUACAAAUAAAGUGUAGUCAAAUAGAAGUAGCUAGUAAGGAAAAAAUACAAAAAUUAGAAAAAGUUGUGUUAGACUUGAGCAAAGAAAACGACAGACUAAAAGAACAGUUACGGCACUACAUGUCAGCUGUAGAGAUGGGUAUUGCUUUAAAAUCUGGCAAUGGAGACAAUGAAGAAGUCACUCAGUAUGAGAAGAAAUUGGUUCAGGUAGCGGAAAUGCACGCUGAAUUAAUGGAAUUCAAUCAACAUUUACAAAGACGUCUGCAAGACUUGGAAAGUUCGUCUUUGGAGGUCUUAGAUCUUCCACAAUCUAAUGUUAAGGUUCAUAUCCCCACUGCGUUCCUGGUGGGCAAGAAAACACAUUCCUAUCAUGUUUAUCAGAUAUUCAUCAAGAUUGGCUUAGAGGAGUGGAAUGUCUAUCAUAGAUACGCAAAAUUCCAUGAGCUACACAUGCAACUCAAGAAGUGUCACCCUGAUAUAGCGACGUACAAAUUUCCGCCGAAGAAAACGUUAAGGAAGCGAAACGCUCAUUUAGUAGAGCAACGUCGCGUGGGUCUGCAAGCGUAUCUACGUCACAUACUUUUAGUUUUACCAGAGCUCCGGGAAUGCACUAGCCGUGCGCAACUUAUCACGCUAUUGCCCUUCUUCGGUACCUCCUCUACAACGAAAGAAAAUGGGAUCAGCCACGUGUUGAAUCGUCAGCAAUCUUCAGACUCCGUAUCAACAUUUGAUGCACUAUGAUAAACCGGAAUCGAUUACUAUUUAUGAACUACUUAGUCAUAUCUCCCUUUUAUUUGAAUAGUAUUUUGAGAUCUAGACGUAGUUAGUGAUAAACUAGAACUCUAAACAGCAUUAAACAAUGAGGUAUUUGAAAAUAGUGUAAAUAUAGUGGUCUGUAAAAUAAAUCAUAAAAGAAACGAAACAUUUAUUCGGGUGAUCUGAUCUUCAUCUGUCGGCUGUCGGCACACGGAAGAAAAACUUUGAUCUGAUAAAACGAUGAUUUUUCGGGAACUUUCCUUUUUCAGGUCAUCUGAAAGUUUUAACUAACAUACAGACCUGAAAUAUUUUGUACGUAUUUUUCAGCUAGAUUGUAGGUAAACGUUAUUUAUUACCGCAAUAGAUGAACUAGUUCUGUUAAUGUUAAUAUUGUUGAUUUAUGCCUGUGAUAUGGUUAAUUUAUUGAUGCUCGAUCAACCAGUAUACUAGAAAGUUGCUUAUGUAAAUGAAUUAGUUCAAACUUCAAACGUUUAACAAUGGAUACAGAUGUCCGUAUGUACAAACAACUAGUAAACCAUAUUAUCAAUAGCUGGAGUUCACGAUGACAUCCAAUUUAUAGUAGAGUUCAUAAAAACAUAUGGCAAUGUACUACUACCUUGUAAAUGAAAUCAUUGUUUAGUAAUAUAGUUAACGAAUAUAUUUAACCACACUAUAUCUAUAAAAUGUUAUAUUUUGAAAUCAUUAUGUUUACACAGGAAAAAUGAAAAUAUAAAGAUGUCAGUAUUUUAAAAUUAUGGUUUUAUUAUGACAAAAUGUUGAGAAAACAUGGAAAACAUCAAAUACCAGAAGUCUAAACCAGCUGAAUGAGAAACAAAAUCACCUGCGCUUACUUAAAACACAUCUAUUUAGUUGUGCUAUCGUCUUUGACCAUAAGAUAUAAGUUUAUGAUGAGCAUAACUUCCAUAACGUCCAA